This is a messenger RNA of Talaromyces amestolkiae, 2193 nucleotides long. RefSeq lists its product as uncharacterized. The coding region runs from base 1 to 2193 and encodes 730 amino acids. NCBI's taxonomy places the organism in Eukaryota, Fungi, Ascomycota, Eurotiomycetes, Eurotiales, Trichocomaceae. Gene Ontology annotation, molecular function: DNA binding; zinc ion binding. The record is from RefSeq and is a predicted model, not a curated record. Gene Ontology annotation, biological process: DNA-templated transcription. The transcript is spliced from 4 exons.
AUGGACGACGAACAACAUCGGCCUCCCCGUCGUCCAUCACUAGCGAUCAAUCAACUCGUCGGCAAUCUUGCCAAAUUUCCUCCGUUGUCAGAUUCUCCUACUUCUUCUAUCGGUCCUGCAGGCAUCGCGGGGGAAUCUCGAUUCCGUGCGCUCAAUGAGCACCACCACCAACACCCCUCCCUAAGCCGAGCUGGAGGAGGCGCCGCCAAAGUGGCCAUUCCCAGAGCUACGAAUCUGCAACUCAGAGAUCUUUCGAAGCAGGUCCAAGAAUAUGAACAACUUUUCACUGAGCUGCAAUCGAAACUUGAUCCCGACGAUAGUCAACUUAUUCAAGACCUCUUGGCUAAAUAUAAGCUUGAAGGGGACGGAUCCAUUGAUGAGUUUUCAACACCUGCGGCUCGGUCUGGCCCAUUGGACUCGGGUCCUUCUGAUACAGACUUAAUAGGAACUCCGGCCGCGCGACCCAUUGUGGCCAGCUUCCUGAGCGGCGCCGAUUACACAGAGGAGGACUUUAACCGCAAUGAACGUUCCAAAGCUCUCGGAUUCGUGGGCAAACACUCGGAGACUUCCUGGCUAUACAAUCUCAAGCGCGACCUGGAAUUUAACACUUCCCCUCUAGCCACGAGCAGCGAUGCCAAUCCUUCGAACACACCGGAUGAUCAGGACCGUAACGCGAUUGCAUCCGUGACUUACUUUCUAGACGACGAGGAUAUCCCUAUACUCGAGGACGCGGAACCACUGGCUCGACCACCACACGCGAUUGCGAACAGUCUUGUGCAGAAUUUUUUUACUACUGUACAUCCGACUUUUCCCAUUAUAGUGCCGGAGACAUUCAUCCACCAGGUGAAUACGUUCUAUACGAGCUCCUUUGUCAGGCCAGGUCGUAGAUGGCUUGCAAUCCUGAAUCUGGUCUUUGCUACGUCGUCGCGGGGUCUUCAUCAUCGGAUGCAUCCCGAUUCCAUGGCGACAAAUGAUGACACACUGUUGUAUUUUUCGCGGGCAUGGAAGCUUGGUAUGAAAGCAAAUACUCUUUUGGAACAUCCGGAUUUGCAACAGGUGCAAAUCGAGGGGUUGCUGGCACUGUUUUUGUUGGCCUCGGGACAUGUUAACAGGGCAUGGCGGAUAUGCGGCAUUGCGAUUCGAUCAGCAACUGCCAUGGGCCUCAACCUACGCAGUGAAAGCAAUUACGUGACACUUCCUUCAAAAGAAUCGCGCUAUAAAGUCUGGUGGUCGCUCUACGCUCUUGAGACCAUUCUCGGUAACAUGACCGGCCGACCGUUGAACUUGGACAACGACUUUUGCACUACUCCAUUACCGGUACCUUUCGAAGAACAUGAAUACAACGACGCGGAGGUGAUUCGGAUCAUGACAGACCACAAAACCCGCAACAAUCUCCUCGCACAUGUCAUUACAAGACCCGUUGGUGAGACACCAGUGGCACUAGACGCGCAAUCGAUUCGAAACGCAAUGGAUAUACUGAAACCAAACAUGACACUCUACUUUAUAUGCUACGUUGAUCUUACCCGGAUUAUGCGAGAGAUCGUCGAAACUCUUUACGCCCCUGAGAUCGUCCAGAACUCCGCCCGGGAUGCCGAAGCCGCCAUCACAGACGCAAUCGCGAAGCUAGAAACUUGGCUUUCCAAGCUACCAGCUGGGUUCAAAACUGUCGAGGAAGAUGGCUCACUUGUGGCGCGCGAUCGUUAUAGUCUCAGUCUUGCGCUACAUUACUACAGUGCUACAAUCUUAGCGUGUAAGCCUUGUCUACAUUACUUUGACAAACCAUCUACCUCUCCCGGAGACAACAGUUUCUACACUCGCAUCGCCGCUUCCUGUGUUCAGGCAGCCUAUCGAAUGCUGGAUCUCUUCCCGGCCGAGUUUGAUGGUACAUGGUUCAACCAAGCGGCUCCCUGGUGGUGCAUGCUUCAUUACACCGUGCAAGCCACCGCCGUUCUUCUGAUCGACUUUCCGCUUCAUCCUCCCGGAUCCAUGUCAGAAGGCUCGAGACAAGCUCUAGAGAAAGCAUCUAGCUGGCUUAAUGAUAUGGCGCACAGAGACUUGGCUUCGCGACGUGCGUGCGUUGUUUGUGGUGCGUUGUUGGCGAAGCUGUCAGGUGUGAUGGGGAUCAAUGCUGGUGGUAUUGGUGCUGCUGGAAAGAUGUUUGGUUCUCCUUCUGAAGUAGGCCUAUAUCGCUGA